Zeugodacus cucurbitae (melon fly) is the source of this 4451-nucleotide messenger RNA. It is a transcript of the gene dco, whose product is annotated as discs overgrown protein kinase. Bases 1389 to 2711 code for a protein of 440 amino acids. Gene Ontology annotation, cellular component: cytoplasm; nucleus. The transcript has 5 exons. Gene Ontology annotation, molecular function: protein serine/threonine kinase activity; ATP binding. The record is from RefSeq and is a predicted model, not a curated record. Gene Ontology annotation, biological process: endocytosis; signal transduction; peptidyl-serine phosphorylation. Lineage: Eukaryota; Metazoa; Arthropoda; Insecta; Diptera; Tephritidae.
UGAAAUGGCAGAGUCUUAUUGAAAAGAUUAAGUUGAGUGAUAUUCUAAAUUAAUUUACAAGAAAUAAACGGAUAAAUAACAGACUAAACAUAGCGCUGACAAGCUCGGAAUAUUAGCAAACGGACAGACAAAAUUAUUCCAACGAGGCGACUUCGAAAAUCUUUUGUGAUUAUUUUACACAAAUGAAAAUUUUGGCAAAGCAACUGAUGUGAAUAAGUGCGUUUUAACGUCCGGGAAAAAGUUUUUUUCAUUACAUACUCAUCCACUAAAUAAGUGCAAAGUAUUAAAAUAUUCCGAGGAAGAAAAUUUCUUGGUUUGUGCGUGCGUGCGUGGACUUGAACGAAAAGUCGUAGCUAGGCAUAAAAAGAAAAUGUUUUGACUCUAAAACACCUUCAAUAACUGCGAGGACAAACAAGCAAAUAUAAUAAACGAUAUAAAUAUAAAUAAAUAAUAAAAAAUACACACUAUUUAUGUUCAUUUUGUGAAUUUAAUAUCCCUUUGCCGAUACACACACGCGAUAUAUGUGGAUUCGCAGUAUCCUCAACAUAGACGUGCUAGACAACUUUGUCGUGAACAUCAUGUCCAUUGCCCGUUGUUACAUACCGUUGAAGUCGUCGUGAACAUCGUUUCAGAUAACCUUUCCUUCGCUUCAAUAUACUUGCAUAAAAUCAAAUAAGCUCCGUUAAUAUGUUUAGUUCUUGUUCAAUCACAAAUUGUGAAAAUAAAAGAAUUUAAUUUUUCUCUUCUCUGGUUGAGGUCUCUAAUGAUAGUGGAAUGUGUGUGAGCUUUUGGUGGCAGUUGCAUCUUGGUUGUAACCCCAAAUUUCUGAAAUAAAUAUACGGCAAGAACAGAGACAACGCGGCUAAAGAAAAUAGCUAACACGUAGCAACACAAUAACGACAGCCAAACUCUUCAAACACGACAAUUAAUUGAUGGCUCAAUUAAAUGCAAUUUCGUAAAGGGAUAUGAAUUUCAGAAAUAGCAGAGAUUUGCCUUAGGAGUAAAAGGAGUUUCAGCGCAAACGUCUGAAGCGGGGCUCUGGAUCGAAGUUUCACAUACAAUUCAAAAAUCAAUAGAGAGCCGUAUACCAGAUCCCUCACACAGAUCCCGUUCUUUUCUCCUCAUCACACACUGCCACGAUACGAUACUAUUCGCAACAGAUAGUUCAAUAUUAUACCGUUCCAUUAAUUCAUUGGCAGUAGAAGCAACAAAAAACACAUCGCGUUUAUGAAAUCUACAACCGAAAACCUAAACAACGCACUGCUCGAAGAAGCCAUUCUAAACUGAUAGCAUCAUUGAUUGCACAUUAAAGAGCGCCAAAAACAUAAAUUCUCACAUCACUCACAACAGAAACAAAUAGGCUUUAGCGAUCACUGAUUUGUAUAAAUAUGGAAUUGCGGGUUGGUAAUAAAUAUCGCUUGGGCCGUAAAAUUGGCUCAGGAUCAUUUGGAGAUAUUUAUCUGGGUACCACAAUCAACACCGGCGAAGAAGUUGCCAUAAAACUAGAAUGCAUUCGCACGAAACAUCCCCAACUUCACAUCGAGUCAAAAUUCUACAAAACCAUGCAGGGUGGCAUAGGUAUACCGCGUAUUAUCUGGUGUGGCUCGGAAGGUGAUUACAACGUGAUGGUCAUGGAGUUGUUAGGUCCAUCAUUGGAAGACCUAUUCAAUUUCUGUUCCCGACGUUUCUCAUUGAAAACAGUUCUUUUACUCGCCGACCAGAUGAUAUCUCGCAUAGACUACAUACACUCUCGAGACUUCAUACACCGAGAUAUAAAACCGGACAACUUCCUCAUGGGCUUGGGUAAGAAGGGUAACCUUGUUUAUAUAAUUGACUUUGGAUUAGCGAAAAAAUUCCGCGACGCCCGCUCACUGAAACAUAUACCAUACCGGGAAAACAAAAAUCUCACCGGCACUGCCCGCUAUGCGUCGAUCAACACACACUUGGGCAUUGAACAGUCGCGCCGUGACGAUUUGGAGUCCCUCGGUUACGUGCUGAUGUAUUUUAAUUUGGGUGCACUGCCGUGGCAAGGUUUGAAGGCUGCUAACAAACGUCAAAAAUACGAACGCAUCUCGGAAAAGAAACUCUCGACGACGAUAUUAUCAUUGUGCAAAGGUUUCCCCAGCGAAUUUGUAAACUAUUUGAAUUUCUGCCGACAAAUGCACUUUGAACAGCGGCCGGAUUAUUGCUAUUUAAGAAAACUCUUUCGCAAUUUAUUCCAUCGUCUUGGCUUUACCUAUGACUACGUGUUCGACUGGAACCUGCUCAAAUUUGGCGGUCCCCGCAAUCCACAAGCCAUACAGCAGCCACAGGACGGUGGUGGUGAAUGCCAACCGGGACAGGAAGCGUCCGCAACACAGCAACAACAACAACCACAUCAACACAAUCAAAAACAGAUAGCUGGCGGUGUCGCUGCUAUAGGUAGUGCACAAAUCAUGAAUUCCGGCGGCGGAGCACAGACAUUGGUCAGCAGUAGCGGCGCAAUGGUCGGCGGCGGCGGCACUUCCCAAAUGGUUGUGGGCAGUGGUACUGGUGGUGGUGGCGGUCUAAAUAUGGAUGAUUCAAUGGCGGCUACAAACUCAUCGCGUCCUCCUUACGAUACACCCGAACGGCGUCCAUCGAUUCGCAUGCGUCCAGGUGGGGGCGGUGGCGGCGGCGGCGUCGGAUGUGUGCAACCGAGCGUUGUCAACGACGUGAGAAACGCGAAAUAAUAUUUUAUUGUUUAGAUUUCAACUACAUACUUAUAUACAUACAUAUAUAUAUACAUAAUUGAAACUAGUUAAUAGAGCAUAGGUCAGGUCGUCUUCAUCUAGUUUUAGCAGUUUUAGAUUUUGAAAUUCGUUUAUUAUUCCCUUUACUCACGGAGUAAUCUGAGUAAUGACAGUCGUUGUAGGCAUUGCAGUUGUGCUUCAAAAUAACAACCGACUAAUAAACAUUGACAGCAAAAUAGCAAAAAAAAAAGUGGCAAAGAGAUCCCUUGCGAUCUUAAAAAAUCCCCAACCCACAUGUAUAACAACACUGGAAGCGAUAUUAUUUACUGCAAUCAAAAACAUUACAAUAAUUAUAAAAAUUACAAACGUAAGCAUUCGUAAUGCCAACUUAUUUAUCGAAGGAACUGCAUUAAACUGAUUAGUUCGCGCCACAAGGCAUCGGCUUGUAAUGAUGUUCGGCGCAAAGCAACAACUAAGUACAUUCAAUUAAUCCGUAACUUUGCGAAACUCUGAAUACAAAUUCUGUGUAUUCGAUGUAAGUGCACAUCCACACACUUUAUAUACAGAUAUAUAUUAUAUACCAUAAUGUAUAAUGCAUAUAUACAUAAAUGCUUAAAAAUAUAUAUUAAAAUACGUUUAAUAUUUAAGUUUAUAUUCCUAAAUCGAAACUGCUCCUUUAGACAUUGUUUGCAAUCUGAAAUUGAAAAACAAAAAAAAAAAAAAAACAAAGCAAAAUGUAACUCAAAGAGAAAUUAAGCGGGCAUUCGAAAAAAUGAAACAGUACACAAUUGAAGUAGUAAAACAAAAACAAAAAAUAUCUAGGGUGUAUUCUUAAAAAUAGCAAAAUGAAACGAAGUAUGUAUGUAACUAACUAACACUAACAAUAAUUCUAAUACAUUAAAUCUAAUCUAAUACAAAACCAUUUGAAAUGUACGCGGAUGAGUCAUACUAUGGACCAACUUUGUAAAUGUGAAAUUCGAUGCUGCAUAUAAAAUUUGUAAUUCGUGCUAAAUGUGAUGCAUACCAUACAUACUACCUAUAUACAUAAUUGAUAUAUAUAUAUAUAUACAUAAUUUGAUUGAAGAUUGAAUAGGUGUAGUUGUGAAGAAAUCUAUGAAUCGCAUUUGCUGUAGUUGAACUCAUCCACCCUAAAUAUACAUGUACACAAAUAGGUUUGCAUUGUAUGUAUAUUUAUAUAUAAUCAUUCUUUAAGUUCCAUACCAAUUAAUUCUUUUAUAUUAAAAACAAAGAGAAAAUAUUUGAAAAAAUACUUUAUUUUGAAAACUAAACAUUUAUUUUUUCUCUUUUAAUUUCUGCUGAAAUGAUUAAAGAGAGCUUUAAAAGCUUAUGUGUACAACAAUUCACACGUUGUUCCACACAAAUCGAAAUAUUUCGAAUAUUUCAAAAUAUGAUUGCUUUGAGUUCGCACAAGCGAUUUUUGUAAUCAACUUUUAUAAACAUUUCGAUAUUUUUAACAUUGAACAAGAGUUUUUAAAAAAUUUUGAAACCAUUUCAAGCAGCAAGUAGCUAGAUUUUCACCUUUAAUGAAAUUAACAUGUAAUGAGUGGUUAGAAAUAAUUUUGUCGCUUAAAAUUUUAGUGAAUAUCUCUGAAAUACAUACAUAUAUUUCUUACAGCUUUAUUAAAACUAUUAAUAUGUAUAUAUUGUAAUUAAUGCACACAAAUGGAAAAAUUAAAUACAAAAACCGCUUUUGAAUAUGAUGCUUCGAAAGUAUAAUAA